CCCCAUCCAUCUUUUUCGUCCUCCCCUAUGUUAUCUUCGUACCUCGAUUCGAGCACCCGCUUGGGGGGCUCAUUCAAAUACCAGUUCUUUCCACUCAAAAACGUGCUUUUGUUCGUUUCUUUCAGCGCGAAGCGAAGUUCGAAGUGGCUCUAAGUUUAAGAAAGCAUGGAUCACAGCGCCGAUGCCCAACGCACGGACUUAAUGACCAUCACACGGUUCGUGCUCAAUGAGCAGUCCAAGCAUCCUGAAUCUCGCGGCGAUUUCACCAUCUUGCUCAAUCACAUUGUUUUGGGUUGCAAGUUCGUCUGUUCUGCUGUUAGCAAGGCGGGUCUUGCAAAGCUCAUAGGACUUGCUGGUGAGACCAAUGUUCAGGGUGAAGAACAAAAGAAAUUGGAUGUCCUUUCCAAUGAAGUAUUCAUCAAGGCUUUGAUAAGCAGUGGGCGAACAUGCAUCUUGGUAUCAGAAGAAGAUGAGGAAGCAACAUUUGUGGAACCCUCUAAACGUGGAAAGUAUUGUGUUGCUUUUGAUCCUCUGGAUGGUUCCUCUAACAUUGAUUGCGGUGUUUCCAUCGGCACAAUUUUUGGGAUCUAUAUGGUGAAAGAUCAUGAACCCACUAUAGAAGAUGUCAUGCAACCGGGGAAGAACAUGUUGGCAGCUGGUUACUGCAUGUAUGGGAGCUCUUGCACGCUUGUGUUGAGCACUGGAACUGGUGUUAAUGGAUUCACCCUUGACCCAUCUCUUGGAGAGUUCAUUCUUACUCACCCUGACAUUAAGAUCCCAAAAAAGGGCAAGAUCUAUUCAGUGAAUGAAGGAAAUGCCAAGAACUGGGAUGGUCCUACUGCCAAGUAUGUGGAGAAAUGCAAGUUUCCGAAAGAUGGCUCAUCUCCGAAGUCGCUAAGAUAUAUUGGGAGCAUGGUGGCUGAUGUCCAUCGUACGUUGCUUUAUGGAGGAAUCUUUUUGUACCCCGGUGAUAAAAAGAGUCCUAACGGGAAACUCCGCGUUCUCUAUGAAGUGUUCCCCAUGUCAUUCUUGAUGGAACAGGCAGGAGGCCAGGCUUUCACUGGCAAGAUACGGGCACUUGACUUGGUUCCGAAGAAGUUGCAUGAGCGAUCUCCUAUAUUCCUCGGCAGCUAUGAUGAUGUUGAGGAAAUCAAAGCACUGUAUGCUGCCGAGGCUGCGGCUAAAUAGGAGUGUGAACCCAGGAAGGAAAGCGCCCGACUGUCUUCCGCAACAUGUUGCAGCUGCUUUCCCUGUUAGAAUAUUACAGAUGAUCUGGUCGUGUAAAUGAUAUAAAGUUCUUGUGACUGGAAGAAGGAGUAACGCAUUCCUUUUCUGGAUUUGUAUGGCCACACUUAAGACGUAUCAAAUUAUCAAUGCAAAUCAUUUUGCUCGUCGUAA
Molecule: messenger RNA, 1398 nt
Organism: Neltuma alba
Lineage: Eukaryota; Viridiplantae; Streptophyta; Magnoliopsida; Fabales; Fabaceae
Product: fructose-1,6-bisphosphatase, cytosolic
Exons: 12
Coding region: 166-1188 (340 amino acids)
Biological process (GO): fructose 6-phosphate metabolic process; fructose metabolic process; gluconeogenesis
Cellular component (GO): cytoplasm; cytosol
Molecular function (GO): fructose 1,6-bisphosphate 1-phosphatase activity
Source: RefSeq, a predicted model, not a curated record